Messenger RNA from Homarus americanus (American lobster), 2761 nucleotides. RefSeq names its product UBX domain-containing protein 4-like. Lineage: Eukaryota; Metazoa; Arthropoda; Malacostraca; Decapoda; Nephropidae. Gene Ontology annotation, molecular function: protein binding. The coding region runs from base 120 to 1820 and encodes 566 amino acids. The transcript has 11 exons. The record is from RefSeq and is a predicted model, not a curated record.
AAAAAAGAGAAAUUUAGGUUGACGUUUGUUAGGAGAGACAACCGUCCUCAGUGAUGACAAGAAACACGUCAAGUAUAGAAGACACAGGGAUUGGUAUACCGUACAAAUAACAAGAAAGAAUGCAGUGGUUUCAAGGAAGCAUUCCUGAGGCAAUUGGUGCUGCUAAGUCUCGGAAUGCCAUUUUUGUGGUAUACGUGCAUGAUUCUUCAGAGGAAUCAAAGACUACAGAUGGAGCCUUAACUCACAAGAACAUAUCUUCUUCACUAGGCUCAGACAACUUUGUAGCAAUACAAUUAGAAAAUGGGACUGAAGGUGCUAAGCAGUUCUCCCAGAUUUAUCCACUGGUAUUGGUGCCGUCCCUGUUUUUUAUAAGUGGUCAAACAGGAAUACCACUUGAGGUGCUAGGAGGACCACUUACUGUAGAAAAUUUGCAACAGAAGCUGAAUAAAUUGGUUCCAGGUCUUGAACAGGAAACUACACUAAAUUCUGGUGCUGAUGAUGAGGCUAGCACUAGCAGUGACUUCCGUCAGGAGCAGCAAGCUGACCUUGAAAAAUCCAAUGAAAACCUUCCGAAUUCAUCAAGCUGUCCCACAGAGGAGUCAGAAUUCCUUGGAGAAGAUAAAAGUGAAGCCACAGUUGAGGUUCACUCAGUCAAGAAAACAGAGGGAGACGAUAAAAGUGAAGCCACAGUUGAGGUUGACUCAGUCAAGAAAACAGAGGGAGACGAUAAAAGUGAAGCCACAGUUGAGGUUGACUCAGUCAAGAAAACAGAGGGAGAUGAUAAAAGUGAAGCCACAGUUGAGGCUGACUCAGUCAAGAAAACAGAGGAUGAUCCUGAACCCCAACCAGGUACAAGUGCUGAAGGACUAGAGGACGACAUGCCUUUAACUGAGAAAGUUGAUCGAGCAAAGUUCCUAUUGGCACAGAAGCAAGCAAAAAUAAAACAAGAGAAAGCUGAAGAAGAAAAACUGAAAGAGGUAGAGCGACGGAAGAUGGGACAAGAUGUUUCCAAGAGGAAGCAACAACAAGAUGAUGACGAACUAAGAGCAGCAGCAAGAGAAAGAAGGAAGGACAAGGAAGAGGACAAAUUAGCACGGGAAAGAGUCAAAGCUCAGAUUGUCGCAGACAGAGAAGAACGUGAUUUCCGUGCAGCUCUCUUGCGUGGUGAACAUCCUUCUUCAAAUCAAGGACCUGCUCCUGUAGUAAAUGUUGCCUCAGCUUCCACUUCUGCAGGAUCCCAUAACACUAUAUCUCGACUGAAGUUUCGUUUACCUGAUGGCUCUUCAAGUAUAGCUCAGUUCCCAGCAGAAGCAAACCUGUCAGAGGUGAUCCAACAUAUUCAACAGAAUGUGAACCUUCCAUUCUCUAGCUUCAACCUGGGAUCCACAGUCAAUCCUAGACCAUUCACACCAGAAGACUAUAGCACUUCACUCAGAGAUUUGGGUCUGGUGCCUUCAGCUAUUAUGGUCAUCUUACCAAUUAGCUCUGGUGGUGGUGGCCGAGUGGUGCCAAGUAGUGGUGGAUUCUGGGAUUUAUUGUGGAUCUUACUGUCUCCCAUGACCUUCCUGUUUGGAUUAGUCAGGCAAUUCUUAAGAGGCAGCAGUGAACCUCGGACCCCUCCACCCUCCCCUGAUGAACCAGAAGCUAAGCGACUCAGGGAAGAAGGCCCAUCCAACUCUCAAAACCGACCGUCAACAGCUUAUGGAAGACGUGGAGAUGCCAGAUUGCGGAGAGAUGGGAAUAUCCAUCGUCUCGGAAAUAAUGAUGACGACGAUGAUGAAAAUAACACCUGGAAUGGUAACUCCACUCAGCAAAUGUGAAAGCUAAAGGGCAGAAAAUUUAUUGAUAGAAUAAAGAGAGAAUAAAAAACAUUUUGGCAUAGUGAUAUUGUACUGAAUAUGUACUAGUAGUAAAUAUUUUAUAGUCAAAGGGCCCAUCUGCAGCGACAUUUUUAGCAUAGACUGUACGGUAUAUCAAUAUAUCCAAACAAAUUAUUUUUUAAGGGAUGCUUUAUAUUUCGAACUCCUUAAAAGUUAGUGACUUGUCCAGUGCUAAUGAUACACUUUUAAGUUCCUGUGGAGUAUUAAUGAAAGUUUUACUCUUACUAUACCACCACUUGCCAGAUUUAUAAUUGCAUAAAGUAAAUUGAGUAAAUUCAGUAGCGUCUCCAACAUUUCAUGGUUAAUAUUUGCUUACACACACAUAAUGUAAAUGUGUGUAUUCAUACCUGUUCAAAUCAGGAGCAGCAUUUUGGUCAAACAGGUUGUUUAUAGAAGGAUAACUUUGCUAUGUAUUGUUAAUUUUUCAUGUGGUUAAACAGUUUGUAAAGUUGUUACAAAAUGGAUGAUGGGGUGUAAAUGUAUUUAAGCAUGUGUGGAGGAUAUAAUGUUUUGGAAGACUUAAGAACCUUCAGAAUUUCAGGUGUGUAAAUUUUUCAAGAGAUGUCUUGAUUCAAGUACUUUAUACCAUUUUAAAUCGACAAAUCUUGGAUUUCUUGUAGUUUCCAAGAUUCCUUAAUUUAUCACAAAGUUUGUAGAUUAUGUUGAUGAAUUUUUAAAGCAUGAGAGCAUGUGUGAUCUACUUAUAAAAUCCCUAUUAUGCACUGUGGUAUCACACAAGAAAUAUAAUAUAUUCUCUAAUGUAUAGAAAACUUUAAUAUACCUCUCCAUAAAACUGCAUCUUUUUAAAUGAUUUAUGCCUCUUCAGAAUGUUUUGUUUAUAUGGUGUGUAAAUUAAAUAUAUUGUCCUCUAUUCAUAGCAA